AUGAUUACUCCAUUUUUCACAAUUGAUCAAGAUGAUGAGUUUAUAUACGUAGAUAUAAAGAUAAAUCAUAUAAGAUUUAAUGCUCCUAAUAUAGAAAUGAUUAUUGAUAAUGAUUUGUUUAUUUUUUCAUUACCUCCAUAUUAUUUAAGAUUAAGAUUUCCAUUUAAUUGUAUUGAUGAUGAUGAAAGGUCAAGUUCAAGAUAUGAUUCAGUUACAGAAUGUGUUAAAGUUAAAUUACCAAAAGAAAACAAAGGUCAAUUUUUCCCUGAUUUAGAUUUAACUGCAAAAUUAUUGGCUAGAUCAAAUGAAAAUGAAAAAAAGCCACUUAAGGAUGAAAAACCUUUAAUUGAGGAAUUAGAUGUGUAUAAUAGUAAAGGACAACAAGCGGUGAAAGAUUUUGAAGAAGGUGAACAAUUUGAUUGGGAAAUUAAACAAGAAGAAGCCAAACAAGAUGACAAUAUAUCAAAUUCUAAUAAAUAUGGUUUUAAUAAUCAGUAUGAUUCAAUCAUUGGUGUUUCUGUGGCUAAUGGUAACGAUAUAAAUGAACUAGGAGACCCUGAAAAUACCCCAGAAACUGAUAGAAUAAUAGAGAGAUUAAUCAGAGAGAAUAUUAAAUUUGAUCCCGAGAUUUAUGCUGCUGAUUAUAUAAUUGAAAAAUAUCCAACUAAUGAUGAUGAUAAAUUGUUUCAAAACUUAAUAAAUUGGAAGAAUCUAAUCACUUCAAAGUUUCUAAAAUGGUAUAAAUCGCAGCAAGCAUUAGCUGAAUCAGAAAGAGAUACAAUCAUGCCAGUUGAAUUUUCAACUAAAGAACAAGAACAGAUGAUGAAUUUACCUAAGAAGUCAUACUUGAUAGAAGCAGCAUACAAGCCAGAGAUCUUAAUUUUAAUUAUUUGCUUAUUAUUUUCAUAUCAUUUUGAUCUUAGGGAGAAUGAAGGGGAACAUAACAUAGAAAGUGCAUGGACAAUAGGGAAAAUUACACCACAAAUAUCAUUCUUAGACUCAAAAUUAAUAAUACAAAAUGAUGUAAAUGUAUUAAAAUCUGCCAUAAUAAUAUGUACAAGACGGGCAUUAUCAUAUCCCUUACAUAAAAGUUGGAAUUUGAUAUUGAAAGUUUGGCAAGAUGUUUAUUAUAACUUAAGAGGUGGUAAAAGAUUAAUAUUAAAAAGUUUGUUGGAUUUAAAAGAAUUAUUCAGAUUCCAUGAUAUAUAUUACGUUUAUGAUAAAAUCUGGUUACAGGAUUUAUGCUCAUAUUUAAUUAGUGAUAAUAUUACUGAGUUGACGAUUAGAAAUUUAGCUCAUGAUUUCAAAAAGCAAUUAGAUACACUAGAGAAGAUAGAUAUAAUAUUUGAAAAAGUAAAUACUGAGAAAAUGGAGGUUGAUGAAGGUGAGAACGAAGAAGUCGACGAAGUUGACGAGAUGGUGGCUUUGAAUUUACAGGAGAUUGAAAUGAUGGCUGACCAAUCUUUUAAGGAAUAUCAAGAACAACAAUAA
Insectozyma verbasci is the source of this 1491-nucleotide messenger RNA. Lineage: Eukaryota; Fungi; Ascomycota; Pichiomycetes; Serinales; Debaryomycetaceae. The record is from the annotation of a GenBank genome assembly.